AUGGAAGGGUCUGAUGAGGAUCAAGCAUCUACCUUGAAUGAAGAAGAGCUACGCAAGAUUGAGCUUAUAGCGAAUGACCCGCGCGCUGAUCCUGAUUACGAACACACGGGCGAGGCUACUCCCGGUAACGAAGAUGAACCUUCUGAUUACGAAAUUACGGAUGAAGACGAAGCAAGUGAUGCUAAACGUGGACGAGGCCAAGUGCGAGUUGCGCGAGGUAUUAGUCGAAGCCGUGGCCGUGGUCGAGGAGGUAGAGGCAAGACAAGAGGAGGACAUGGUCGCGGCCGCGGCCGCCCAAAAGUGGCUGUUGAGGAGAAUGCUAUUCGCCGACGAAAAGGCCCACAGCCUGGGCCGGAGCCGGGUCCUGAAUUCAAGGCCAAAGAAACCAAAGCAACCACAGCAUACUUCAAGAACAAUUAUGAAGAGGCGCUACAGUAUGCCCAGGAAGCGGUUCAUGCAGAUCCAUCGUUGCUCGCAGGCCAUAGUCUAUUGUCUGAAAUUCUUCUGGCAAUGGGUCGUGAAGUUGACUCUGUCCACGUUCUCUUCAAUGGAGCCCUGACAAAACGAGAUGUAGAACUUUGGGAACACAUCGCUGAGCGAUACGAUGGGCUCAAGAGUAUGCCUCCAGGGGAAAGACGAAGGUGGCGCGAAUUAUGCCUCUCCAAAAUAAUCGCUCUCGAUACGGCAAACUACGAAGCGCGCGAGGAGAAGAUGAAAAUAGAGCUCGAGACUGGUAACAUCACGAAGGCCUUCAACACUUGCAAGAAAUUGCUCGCACUGCGGCCCAACGAAGUUGAAGUUCUCUAUCAGCUAGCGGAACUAUGUUCCUAUCGACAGAUCCUCAAGCAGAAUAGAAAGCUACAGAAUGCGGUUCAGUGUUUUGACAAGUCUUUUGAAUACUAUUUCAAGCAUGAUAGCCCCAUAUCUAGUGAUCUGGAUUGGUCUUUACUGAACGUGUAUCUUGAGCUGCUCCACAACGCUACAAUGGACCCCAGAAUCGUUCUCUCCAGGCUUAGCACAGUUGGUAGAUGGCUCCUUGGCCGUAAAGAAGAGAGCUUCUGGGGCACGCAGCUAGACGAUAGGGAGUGGGAUAUAUCAAAUGAGCGGAGACGGCAGGUACCAGAAUUCCAAGCCGACCUUCAUUCCAUGGACGCCUACGGUGCCGGUCUGCCCUUGGAGAUCCGUAUGAGAAUGGGGACUCUACGUCUGUCUAUGGGAGCUAAGCAUUACGAAGAAGGCUGUAAACAUUUAAGGCAUAUAGAAGAGGCAGAUGGGUCUGUCUCAAAAGAGACACUGUCUGCGUACUAUGACACAAUUCUUGAAGUGACAAAGGUUCUCACCCAGCACACGCUAUACCCUCUGGCCUUGAAAUAUCUCGAAGCCUUGCGCGACUACACUGCUGUGGUCAAACCAGAAGUCUAUCGGGGAUUGAUCACAUGCUACAAAGCAUUGAAUCGUAUCACAGACGCUGGAAGUUGCGUCCGCUCCCUCAGAGAUUCAGGUAACAAAGAUCUAAGGUCUCAGGCAAUUAUUGCUAGACAUCUUCAAGAUACUGGAAGGGAGGAUGAGGCCAAAAGUUUGAUUCAAGAACUAAUGCAGAGAAGCGGUGCUGAAAUCAUUCUGAGGGAAGAAGGUGUGAGCAUUCCGAAACUACCUAGAUCUCUACGAUAUGGUAGACGUGGGCCAUACCGCUUCCGCCGAAAGAAUGCUGUACCCAAUAAAAUUGCCAUUGAAGCUAUGCCCGAGGAGUUAGUAGCAGCCAUGGGAAUUGAACCAGGGCAGGAUGUGGAGUGGGACGUUGAGAAAUACCGAAGGCUCGGAUCAUUCAUGCAGCGAUUUGGGCCUGACCAGCAUGAGAAAUUGCAAGCCGCUAAAGCCCGAGACCAAGUGAUCAGGGAGCUUGUACAGCAUCUCGACGUCCUCACCACAAUGCUCGAUAACGGCGACAUCAACGCGUCUGAGGAAUAUCUCGCGAUUGCAAAAAUCAUGAUCGAUGAAUUCAGUAGCUGCAAGGCCUUCUUCCCUAUUCGUGAAAAACGAAUGGCAUUUACGGGUUACCAUGUUUCGAGACGCGGUGACGUGGAUGAUGCGGCGCUGGAGCUCGCUGAGUUGGCAAACCAGCUGGCUGAUGAAGAGGGUAGUACUGAAGUCCGAGACCCCUUAAGCAUCCCUGACAGUUUCCACGGCAUCAAGUUUCAAGACUGGCUCGAGCUAUUCUGCCGCUAUAGUUUCGUGGCUGCCAAAGAUGGAUAUCUCGAUAACUGCUGGAGUGCCCUGAACAUAGCCAACAAUGCAAACGUCUUCCUCCGCGACAAACAAGGCAUGCAACAGCUAUAUGCCUGCUGGCUCGCCUGCGGCCUCGCCCUCAACAACGAAGAUCUUAUUUCCCAAGCCUCCAGGCUCUACAUGAAAAUGUUUCCUUACGCCAGCGAUGCAUACCGUCUUUUCGGCAUUGCAAACCGCGCCUACGUUGGAGAACGCAUCCAGUAUAACAGCGGGCCCUGGCUCAAGUACCUCCUACGGCAAGUCCGCGGCAUGGAUUAUGCGCUCCUCCCGGUCGACAAGCGGCGGAAAUACAACUUUGAAGCCCAGGACCACCUCAGCUUUUCCGCAGGGGCAACUGACGGAAAUCCGCACAAGCUUGCGGCGCAUGAUGUUGUGCUGUUCAUGUGCUACGGGCAUAUGUUAAUUAUUGGCGGGUCAUACUACACGGCACUCAACUACUACUUCCGCGCGUACUCCAUCCGGCCCGAGGACCCGAUGAUUAGCUUUGCCAUCGGGCUGUGCUACGUCCAGAAUGCCCUCAAGUCCAAGGUAGAUAACCGACAGUUCCAGUUGCAGCAGGGGCUGGCGUUCAUGUAUCGCUACUACGAUCUGAGGCGCAAGAGCGAUCGGGCGAUACAUAAACAGGAAGCGGAGUUCAACGUUGGACGCACAUGGCAUAUGCUUGGACUGGCGCAUCUGGCUGUACCUUGCUAUGAACGGGUGUUGCAGAUGAGCGAGGAUGUUAUCAGGGAACAGAAUGCCUCUAUGGAGAGUGUGGCUGAUGAGGACUUCGAUGAGGAGAACGCUGGAUAUGAAGACUUCGCGACAGAGGCUGCGUAUUCAAUGCAGGUCAUGCUAGCGAUCAAUGAAGAUUUUGGCGCUGCACGCAAGCUUACCGAGACUUGGUUAGUGAUCGAAUGA
This is a messenger RNA of Pseudovirgaria hyperparasitica, 3186 nucleotides long. Its product is annotated as TPR-like protein. Bases 1 to 3186 code for a protein of 1061 amino acids. The record is from RefSeq and is a predicted model, not a curated record. The transcript is spliced from 2 exons. Gene Ontology annotation, cellular component: transcription factor TFIIIC complex. Gene Ontology annotation, molecular function: protein binding. Lineage: Eukaryota; Fungi; Ascomycota; Dothideomycetes; Acrospermales; Acrospermaceae. Gene Ontology annotation, biological process: transcription by RNA polymerase III.